AUGCUCAAGGAAUUCUCACAAUCUUUUGAGCGCUACUCACUUCCCGAAAAGUCAGAAUAUUUAGAAAUUUCAAUUUUGGUUGAACAAGACUUUGAUUCAAUAGAGUAUUCUAAAUUAAGUGAGGCUCACUUUUUGCAAUUAAUAAAUCUUGCUCAAAAUCAAUUAAAGCACUUUCUAGAGUCUAGAUUUAUAUAUGAAGCAGUCCCAGAAAAUUCAAAGAUAAUUGCCGUCAGUUCAAAUUUACCUUUAAUAAUUACUCUCAGUUUUUUGUUGGAAGAUAAAAAAAAGUCUCUUUUAGUAUAUGACGAGUUGGAAGAUUCUUUUAUUGGGUCAUUUACAUGCUUUGAUGCUUUAUUAAUUUUUUAUAUAUUAUAUAUUUUAGUCAAGAAUGAAAAUUGUCGAGAAAUAGAUGACAAUUUUCCAUUUAAGUCAUUAGAAGAGCUUUCAACAUGCAGUACAAAGUUUUGGUUAAAGGAAGUUUUGGAUACAGAUGAUACUCUUUCCAGAAAGUUAAUUACUAUGACUGCGAAUUUAUAUGAAGGAUUAAAACUUUGUUUAGAUUUGGAAUCCAAUUACAAAAGAAUUAGAUUAAAAGGCCAAGAAUUUAAUUUUAAUGAUUUGGGGACAUGGAUUAUUGAAGAUCGUAACAAGUUAUCAGAGUUUGAAUCUGUUCAAGAGGAUUUGAGAUCUAAAUCAAUGGGUUUAUAUCCUAUAUGUUAUUUUUCACCUUUAACUAUUCUUUCUGAUUUGGUACAGAAUUUACAGAUUUGUUCAGGAAUUUCUAAAGAAUUACAACCAGAAAGUGAAACAAUAACUAUUACAGAAAGAGAUGAUUCUGAGUGUGAAAUUUCUCCUCAAGGUAGCAUUUUUAAAAAAAUAUUUCAUAAUAAAGUUUUAAAACAUCUAGGAAUUGGAAGAAAAACUCCUAAGUGUUUAAAAACAAGCUCUUCUUUUAAAUUGGUUCUGGAAAUGUUUCUAAAAGAAGGAUUGACACACAUUCCAAUUGUGACUGAAGAAGAUGAAAUAUUUACAGGAAUAGUUUUAACUAUGGAAAAGUGUUGUAUGUAUCUUGCAAGGUGUGUAUCUAAUCAAGAAAAAGCACAGAUGGAGGAUAAUAUUGAGAAUAUCUUCAAUAUAUAUGAUCAAGAAAUGUAUCACACAUUAGAAAGUGCUGUAGUACAGCUCUCAGGAUCAAAUUGCGAGAAAAAUUGUUUUGAAUAUAUUAAUGAGAAUAUGUCAAAAAUCGAAACAAAAAAGAUUGGAAAAGAAAGGGAAUUUAAGGAGGAGAGCCAAGUUAAGGAGAACAUAAAGCAUGAGAAUUUCAACUCAACAUUUUUAGUUGAUAUAUGUUUGAGUGGUGCAAUUUCUCACAUAUUACUAUCUGAAGAUCAAUGCUUAGUUCUUGUUGACAAAAAAACAAAGCAGGUUACCGCAUUAAUAGAGUUCAACAUGAGUAAUGAGAACAAGAAUGACUCUGUAUUGUAUGAGGAGGUACUUCCAGACGCAUUCUACGAAGAUCCUGAUUUGAUGAAAAUCUAUAGUUUAAAGAUUCCAGUGAAAUUAGCUAAUGAAUUUUCAGGAUUUAUAAAUGAUGAUCAGUUUACAAGGAGAUUCCCUCACAUAAAAAGGAUGCGUAAAGUAGUUAUUAAAGAAAAAGACUCGGAGUUAAAUAAUUCCUCAAUUAGUUUAUAUGAAACUAAAGUGGAGAUUUUAAUUGGCGAAACAAAAGAAUGUUUACCUAUUGAAGCAAAUAAUUAUUUAAGAGAAAAUGGCAUAGAUAAAGUUUGGGAUGUGAUAGAGGUUCCAAAAAAUCCCCCAUUAACAAGGGAAAGAUUUUCCCAACUUUCAAAAAUUUGGCCUUUAUCAUUUUUAAAGCCGAGAUUUAAUCCAGAAAUACUGUCAGAUCAAACACAGCGGGAAUCUGAUAGACUUGUAAAACUUGCUUGUAAGGUUGGAGAAUUUGCACAUACCAAUGGAAACCCUCCCAGAGGAUGUAUAAUUACAUUAAAGGGAAAAAUUGUUGCAAUUGGAGAAGAUAGUCGGAAUUCAGAUUAUCCGUGGAUGCAUUCCGUGAUGAAAGCCGUUGACAACUUCAGUAGACGUGCAAAUGCGUCAUCUCCAACACUACAAAAAGUGACUAAUUCAGUAGAAUCUGGGCAAGAAGGCAGGUAUAAAGAGAAAUAUGUCCAAGAAAUAGAAGAUGAUCAAGAUCAGUUAAUUUUAAUGAUGUCUAAAUAUAAAAUUUCUGAGGAUGAAAUACUACCAAACUCAGAAUUAAAAGAUCAAUAUUUGUGCACUAAUGGAAUUGUAUACCUCUCACAUGAGCCCUGUAUUUCGUGUUCAAUGGCAUUGGUACACUCCAGAGUUUCAAAAGUAUUUUAUAUGUAUAAAGAUAAAGAAAGAGGGUUUCUCGGAAGUAAUCACAAAUUACAUUGUGUUUCUGAAUUAAAUCAUCAUUAUAGGGUUUUUAAAGCUAGAAUCAAUUAA
This is a messenger RNA of Cryptosporidium ubiquitum, 2487 nucleotides long. RefSeq lists its product as uncharacterized. The record is from RefSeq and is a predicted model, not a curated record. Bases 1 to 2487 code for a protein of 828 amino acids. Gene Ontology annotation, cellular component: cytoplasm; nucleus. Lineage: Eukaryota; Apicomplexa; Conoidasida; Eucoccidiorida; Cryptosporidiidae. Gene Ontology annotation, molecular function: tRNA-specific adenosine-34 deaminase activity. The transcript has 2 exons.